AUGCCUGGAGCCGCCUUUCCAUGCUUGAAUGAGCAUUGCGGAAAGCGGAAAGCAGAGAUAGCCUCCGUUAUCAGCCCCGCCAAAGGGAGCAAGAAACCGAACCUGAAUCCGCCGAAAGCGUACGCGGAUGCAGCGAAAGCCAAUGCUGACCCCACAAACCAAGGUUGCAAGGUGACUAGCAAAGGGAAGACAGCAGUCGGUUCUACUGUAUCGCAAGUCGGCACGGGUAGGGUGCGCGAUUUGAAGUGGACGUGA
Messenger RNA from Echinostoma caproni, 255 nucleotides. Lineage: Eukaryota; Metazoa; Platyhelminthes; Trematoda; Plagiorchiida; Echinostomatidae. The record is from the annotation of a GenBank genome assembly.